CUGAAAAAUUUUUUAAAUUUAAAUAUGUCUCUUGCUUAUUUUUGGAUUGUGCUGCUGGGUUGUUUAGCCCUUAGUCAUGCAGCACCUACCAUCGCUCCAACAGUUUCACCAGAGGACGAAGACCUGGCGGAGGGAUACCUCUCUCGCUUCUACGCUGAUGUUGGCGUGACAAACUCCUCAGUGCAGAGAAUCGUUAAGAGCUCCUUCAGCCAGGAUCUAGAGACCAUGCAGGCUUUCUUUGGCCUCGAGGUGACGGGUGUGUUGAAUAAUGAGACUGUGGAGGCGAUGAAGGCACCCAGGUGCGGUGUGUCAGACAUCAGCCGAUAUGGACACUUUGCUGGGAAACCCAAAUGGGAGAAAAGGCUGAUAACAUACAGGAUCACUCAGUACACUCAAGAUCUCAUCCAGAGUCAGGUGGAUGCCACCAUUGCUCAGGCCUUCCAACUCUACAGCGAUGUCAUCCCUCUGGACUUCAAACAGGUCAACAGCGGUGCUGCGGACAUCAUGAUCCUCUUCAAGGGGGGAUAUCACGGGGACUUUUACCCUUUUGACGGGGCGAAUGGAGUCUUGGCUCAUGCUAACUCUCCUGGACUGGGUCAGGGUGGAGACACACAUUUUGAUGAUGAUGAAAGGUGGACUCUUACCCAAAGAGGUGUGAAUCUGCUGCUGGUGGCGGCCCAUGAGUUUGGCCACGCUUUGGGCCUGGAUCACUCCAGGGACAGACGUGCACUAAUGUAUCCCAGUUAUCAUUAUGUCAACACAAACGGAUACAGGCUGCCAGACGAUGACAAGCGUGGGGUUCAAGCCCUUUAUGGCAGCCGUACAUCAGUACCCACAACAGCACCAAAACCUGAACCACCUCCUGGCCCGGACCCUGGACCAGAACCAGAGGAACCAACAGAGGAUCCGAACCCAGACCCUCUGCCCAACCCACGAAAUGAGCAGUGCAGCCGCGACCUGGUGUUUGAUGCUGCUACCUCCAUCAGGGGAGACAUGUUCUUCUUCAAAAACGGAUACUAUUGGAGGAAGAGUUCAACUGCCAGAGGAAUCCGUUUCACGAAAGUGAACACAAAAUGGUCACAAAUCAACUCUGUCGAUGCUGCCUUUGAAGUCCCAUCCAAGGAUGUGGUGUAUCUUUUUGAAGGUCGCCAAUACUGGGGCAUAAGGGCUUAUGCAAAAACAGUCAUUUCAGGUUUUCCAAAGUCUCUCACCAACCUCGGCCUCCCCUCUUCAGUCAGUAAGGUGGAUGCAGCCGUCUAUGUGCCAACCACCAGAAAAACACUCAUUUUUGUGAACAACCAGUAUUGGAGCUAUGAUGCGGGCAGAAACCAAAUGGACUUUGGAUAUCCACGAUUCAUCACUCAGGAUUUCCCUGGCAUCGGCUCCAAAGUGGAUGCAGCCUUUGAGAAUUAUGGAUACCUAUACUUCUCAAAUGGCCCCAGACAGAGUGAAUACUACCUGCAGUACAAGAGAGUGAUCCGUGUACUGCUCAACUACGGCUGGCUCAACUGCUAUUGAGAACUCACCUACACAAGUCUCUGUACAAGAUGUGACUGCAGUUGAAAAAAAAUUAAAUGAAUGACAGUAUUAUCUAUUGUUAUGAUGUGGGAUAACAGUUUUCAGAGACAGUCUAACUACUGUUGGCGCAUGGCAAAUAACAGGAUCAAACCAAGGCAAAGGUCAGUGAGUGAUAACCAUUCAAUCAAUUCUGUAAAUUAUCCUUGACCUGCUUCGAAAUGUUCAUAUUUUUCCAUGGGGAAAAUAAGCACCAAUAGUGAACGUAUUUGUUUGGAGAUGUUUAAGCUAAAUUGCACAACUUUGAAUCUAAACUAAAGGGGUUUAAAGUUACCCUUUGCACACAUCCAAGGGUUACAAAUAAAGAGCUCCUCUGCAAUUCCACUGCACAAAUUGUCAUAACAGGCCCCAGCUUGCAGAGUAUAUAUAUUUGGAUACAAAAUUAGCAAACAACUCAAGCCAUUAGUUCUUCUUGAUCAUGUCCUAACUGUUAUGUUGUGAAAUAAUCUAGUAUUUUGCCUGUAUGCUGCAAUUUUAGA
Molecule: messenger RNA, 2054 nt
Organism: Anarrhichthys ocellatus (wolf-eel)
Lineage: Eukaryota; Metazoa; Chordata; Actinopteri; Perciformes; Anarhichadidae
Product: collagenase 3-like
Exons: 11
Coding region: 25-1518 (497 amino acids)
Biological process (GO): extracellular matrix organization; collagen catabolic process; proteolysis
Cellular component (GO): extracellular matrix
Molecular function (GO): metalloendopeptidase activity; zinc ion binding
Source: RefSeq, a predicted model, not a curated record